Molecule: messenger RNA, 1796 nt
Organism: Leptinotarsa decemlineata (Colorado potato beetle)
Lineage: Eukaryota; Metazoa; Arthropoda; Insecta; Coleoptera; Chrysomelidae
Gene: Vha100-2
Product: V-type ATPase subunit a family protein Vha100-2
Biological process (GO): proton transmembrane transport; vacuolar acidification
Cellular component (GO): vacuolar proton-transporting V-type ATPase, V0 domain; vacuolar proton-transporting V-type ATPase complex; plasma membrane
Molecular function (GO): ATPase binding; proton-transporting ATPase activity, rotational mechanism
Source: RefSeq, a predicted model, not a curated record
AAUAAAAACAUGUGACAAUUCAUAAUGAGAGUUAAUUCAUAACUAGUUGGUUCAGUCGGUGGCGUACAAGGUACCUACGGUGUAUGUUGAACAAUUCAUUUUAGGGAGUGUUAUUGAAAAUUUUUCACCAUGGGGGCCAUGUUUAGGAGCGAGGAGAUGGUCCUCGCGCAGCUUUUCAUUCAACCCGAAGCGUCUUAUUUUGCCAUAUCCGAGUUGGGUGAAACGGGCUGUGUGCAGUUCAGAGAUUUAAAUGAGGACGUGAAUGCUUUCCAGAAGAAAUUUGUAAACGAAGUGAGAAGAUGCGAUGAAAUGGAAAGAAAAUUGAGAUACAUCGAGGCUGAGGUGAAAAAGGACGGCGUAAAAAUUCCCGAUGUCAGUGAAUUACCGAAAGCUCCUAAUCCACGUGAAAUCAUUGACUUAGAGGCUCAUCUUGAAAAAACUGAAGGUGAAAUCAAAGAAUUAUCAGAAAAUGCGAUCAACCUCAAGUUGAACUUUUUGGAACUAACGGAAUUGAAACACGUUCUGGAAAAAACCCAAGUAUUUUUCAACGAGCAAGAUGAAGCUAACGGAUUUCCUGAUUCAGUUCACAAGUCGCUCAUUCCUGCAGAAGACCAUAACGUAUCGAUAAGAGGUCGUUUGGGAUUUGUUGCUGGAGUGAUAAAUAGAGAAAAAGUGCCAUCUUUUGAGAGAAUGUUAUGGCGAGUCUGCAGAGGAAAUGUAUUCCUGAGACAAGCUAUGAUAGAAAAACCUAUGGAAGAUCCAGCCACAGGAAAUGAAUACCAUAAAACAGUUUUUGCGGCUUUCUUCCAAGGAGAACAGUUGAAAACAAGGAUUAAAAAAGUAUGUUCCGGUUAUCAUGCCUCUUUAUAUCACUGUCCGAAUACAAUUACAGAAAGAGAAGAGAUGCUCAGAGGGGUUCGCACUCGUCUGGAAGAUUUGAAUUUGGUCUUAAAUCAAACCCGAGAUCAUCGACAGAGAGUACUUGUAAGUGUAGCAAAAGAACUUCAGAACUGGAGUAUAAUGGUUAGUAAAAUGAAGGCCAUUUAUCACACACUGAACUUUUUCAAUAUGGAUGUAACUAAAAAAUGUCUGAUAGGGGAAUGUUGGGUUCCUUCUAAUGAUAUACCUAUUGUACAAAAAGCCUUAGCAGAUGGAUCGAACGCUUGCGGUAGUUCCAUUCCAUCAUUUUUCAAUGUGAUCAGUACCAACGAGGAUCCCCCAACAUUCAACAGAACCAACAAGUUUACAAAAGGUUUCCAGAAUCUUAUCGACUCGUAUGGAGUUGCUUCUUAUAGAGAGGUCAAUCCAGCUUUGUACUCAAUCGUUACCUUCCCGUUUCUAUUUGCUGUAAUGUUUGGUGAUUGCGGACAUGCAAUCAUUAUGUUUGGUUUUGGCUUGUGGAUGAUUCUCUCCGAAAAGAAAAUUGCACUUCAAAAAAAUAAGAGUGAAAUCUUCAGUAUAUUCUUCGGAGGUAGAUACAUUAUUUUCUUAAUGGGCAUUUUCUCUUUCUAUACUGGAUUUCUGUAUAACGAUAUAUUUUCGAAGUCAAUGAAUAUAUUCCAGAGCAGUUGGUUUGUGAACGAAACAUCACUUAAUCAUUCAAUCAAUGACAAUGAUAUCAAUUUCAUUCCUAAAGCAAAUUACUAUGGAACACCUUACUUCAUUGGAGUAGAUCCAGCGUGGCAGACUGCGAAAAAUAAAAUUAUAUUUUUGAAUUCCUUCAAAAUGAAGUUGUCUAUCAUAUUUGGAGUAACACACAUGAUAUUUGGAACGUGUGUCAGUACUUUCAAUUUACU